Hymenoscyphus albidus is the source of this 1811-nucleotide messenger RNA. Lineage: Eukaryota; Fungi; Ascomycota; Leotiomycetes; Helotiales; Helotiaceae. The record is from the annotation of a GenBank genome assembly.
GGCUAGUCGCGCUUUGAGAUUUCAGAGCCCGAGAGAGCCAGACACCGCUCUUAAAUGUAUAAAUCGACUGGAUUUCUGCAUCAAUUCCUCAGCGGAAAGUUGCGAAUAUCCCCGGGCUAUGGUUAUGGCUAUGGCUACAAUGGAUCCGAAUCAUGAAAAGGCGGGAUCCAAUGGGACCAAGCCUGCAAGCUACGGUCAGUCACACUCCAGCGAGAUUGCUCACUAUCCCUCCUCCAACCCAUCGCAUCGCAUCGCAUAGACAAGAACAAGAACGACCACUGAAUACGUCCAAGAAAGAACGCACCAACAACCCGAGAAUCCUUUCGCAUCUCUAAUCCCCAACCAAACCUUUGCCAUCAUCCCAUCUUUUACUCUCGAAUCCGGCGUCACUCUACGAAAUGUGCCAUUGGCAUACAGCACCAGAGGCAAGCUCUCUCCAAAUGGUGACAAUGCGAUGGUCAUCUGCCAUGCCUUAACCGGCAGCGCAGACGUGAGCGAUUGGUGGGGUCCACUACUUGGAGGCGAGGGUCGCGCAUUUGACAUCUCGAGAUUCUACGUCGUCUGUAUGAAUAGUCUGGGUAGUCCAUAUGGUACCGCCAGUCCAGUGACAGGUCGUGAUGGGACCCCGCAAGGUGGCAGAUACGGUCCGGAGUUUCCUCUGACUACCAUUAGAGACGAUGUCAAGUAUGGCUCUACGCUACUUAAGCUUCCACACCAACUAACGAUAAUCUAGCCUGCAUAAACUGCUGCUGGACGAUUUGGGUGUCAAGCAGGUUGCCGCCGUUAUCGGAGGGUCGAUGGGUGGGAUGUUGGUAUUGGAAUGGGCAUACUUUGGCAAAGACUAUGUGAGAUCAAUUGUGCCAAUUGCAACCUCAAGUCGGCAUAGUGCUUGGGGUAUUAGUUGGGGCGAGGCACAACGACAGAGUAUAUACGCGGAUCCAAAAUACGACGAUGGAUACUAUCCCUUUUCCGACCCUCCUGUCACCGGCCUGGGAGCGGCACGUAUGUCUGCUUUGCUCACAUAUCGAAGUCGCAACUCUUUUGAAGCAAGAUUUGGUCGAAAUAUCCCCGAUGCAUCCAAGAAGCAGUCGAUAGGCGACCAACAACGACCUUCGACGCCCUCUGAAGAACAUGUGGCCAUACAUAACGAUGGUCAUCGUUCCACACGAUCUCCCAUUUCUCGAACAGCCAGCCCAACUUCGAUUUCCACUAAACCAAAUACCAAUGGUGCUGAUUCUUCAAAGUUUGCCGAUCCUCAAUUUCAUGGUGCGAAAUCCGAAACACCCUCCGAGAAGUCUAUCACAAAAGAGACGAAGAGAGGAACAUCGACCUAUUUCUCCGCACAAUCCUAUCUUCGCUAUCAAGGAGAGAAGUUUGUGAAACGCUUCGAUAGUAACUGUUAUAUUGCUAUUACUCGCAAACUAGAUACCCACGAUGUGUCACGAUACCGGGUCUCUGCCGAUUCCGAAAAUCCCAUCACCGAAGCUCUUAGCCAAAUCCAACAGCCAACCUUGGUACUAGGAAUUGAAAGCGAUGGACUCUUCACAUUUGACGAGCAAAAGGAAAUCGCAGCUUCCAUCCCGAAUGCGCGUUUGCGUAAGAUUGAUUCUCCAGAAGGUCACGAUGCCUUCCUGCUGCAAUUUGAGCAAGUCAAUAGCCACAUCUUGGAGUUUCUGGCCGAUGUCCUACCCGAUAUCAUGGGUGCGCCUGGGAUCGAGGGUGCGGAGGAGGAAGAUUCAAAGGCAGGUGAUGCAGCGAAGACAAGUGUCGUCUCUGAGGUAGAUGAUAUCACGGCAUGGUAGAAGUAAGCA